AUGUGUUAUGAUGUAGCUCAAUCAGGAAGAGGAGGUAGCAACACGGCACUGAAAGUGAUUAACUCUGCCCCAAGAGCACUUGAUCCCAAUGCCAACAUAGAUGCUGCUAGCAAUGUGGUUGGUGGUGGUACUCCUGUGUAUAUCGAGGAAUCCAACAAAUUGCCCUCAUCUGGGAAUGAACAGAAGUCCAGAGGAUUGAGUAUAGACCUAAACGCUGAAGAUAUUUCUAGCUCAGUCAACCAUGACCCAUUCUAUCUUUAUAAAAACUAUGAAAAUUUAAAAUCUAGGGACGAUUCUGAUUGUGCAAGUUCUGUUGGUCCAAUGGAGGAAAAAGAUCCAAUGAGAGUUUGGAACAAGAUGAAACAAAACAAUUAUCUUUCUACUUCUUAUGCAGCAGUGCCAAUGCCAAAGCCACGUGGGAGGAAGAGUAGAAGUGAAAUGAUUAAGAGAAAGAUAGAGCUUGCAAAGAAAGAACAGGCUGAUAAGUUUGCAAGAAUUGCUGCUCCAAGUGGGUUGCUUAAUGGAUUAAACCCUGGAAUCAUAAACCAUGUGAGAAACAGUAAACAGGUUCACUCUAUUAUAGAAGCCAUGGUGAAGUCUGCAAAAACUGAUGAUCAAGAUGCUGGAAGCAAGCAGGCUAACCAAAGAAAGGGUGGCACAAAAGAAUUUAGUGAAAGAAAGAACCUGGAAAACAUGAACAGUGCAGGAGUGCAUUGUUAUGAACUUAAUCAUGAAGAUAAUUUGUCGGGAAGAUGGAAGAUGAGCGUCUAUCCAUCAUUGAGCAAAUCAGUUUCUUUGAACUCCUAUCUUACCAGAGGAGAUGGUGAGUCAUACAAAGCAGAGACAAGGAUCUCUGGUGGGGUGCCCUCACAGUACAACCCAGAAAAUGAUGAUGGACUUGCACUAAAGCUUUCAUCAUCACUAACUGCCGCAUCAGAGAAUACUUGCUCUUUGUCAAAUGAGGAGUCAGCAAACUUUUCUAGUGUUACUUCACUUUCUUUUAAAGCUGCUAAUGCAGCUUCUCAAUGGUUGGAACUUCUUCAGCAAGAUAUCAAAGGGCGUCUUGCAGCUCUACGACGUAGUAAGAAGAGAGUCCGUGCUGUAGUAUACACAGAAUUACCUCUCCUAGUGUCAAGAGAAUUCACAUCUAACCACGAGAUUGAUAUGCACAUAACAAAAGGUUCUAUUGUUUGGCAUCCUGACAAAGCAACUGCUGAUGCGCACUUUGUUAGAUGGAGCACACUGUUUGGUCAGAUGGAUAAAACACUUUGUGAAGAAGAGAAUCUUCUGGAAAGUUGGCUGAAACAAGUAAAGGAAAUGCAGUUGCAUUGUGAAUGGGGUCUUUACAAAAGCGAUGGGCCCCGUACUUUGCAGCAGACUGGUUCUAUAGGAAAUGCCUGCAGAUUAGGAGAAGCCGAUAACUCAGAGAGGGAUUUAGCCGUUAUGGCUGCUGCUGCUUCCAUUUACUCAACUUGCAACUUCUUUUCGUCACUGGAAAAUCUACCAUGUCCAUAA
Fraxinus pennsylvanica is the source of this 1515-nucleotide messenger RNA. Lineage: Eukaryota; Viridiplantae; Streptophyta; Magnoliopsida; Lamiales; Oleaceae. The record is from the annotation of a GenBank genome assembly.